Messenger RNA from Bipolaris victoriae FI3, 462 nucleotides. RefSeq lists its product as hypothetical. NCBI's taxonomy places the organism in Eukaryota, Fungi, Ascomycota, Dothideomycetes, Pleosporales, Pleosporaceae. The record is from RefSeq and is a predicted model, not a curated record. The transcript has a single exon. The coding region runs from base 1 to 462 and encodes 153 amino acids.
AUGCCUACUUAUCUGCCUGCCUGCCAUGCUGAGACGUCGUCACGCCUGCCCCGCUGCCCGUCCGCACAAGCAGGGCUGUCCUCGACUUCAACAAGAAAAAACCCGCUGCCGCAAUCUCCUAGACCAGUGAACCGCCCUAGUCAGCACUCCACUCCUCCAUCUAUCCUGACUCGGCAGCAGCUGUCGAUUGCCCUUGUUGCGUCACACUCUCUCCAAUACCCUCAAGGGUCGUACCCUGCACCUUCCUCAUGCCUCAAAGGCUACUGCACGACAUCAACCAUGGUACACUUGCUGUCAACACCGCCAGUUCUCAGCCAGUCAGGCCGGAGCAUCAAUACACACCCACAUGCACCUUUACACAUGUACACUCUUACCGACACUCCUACUACUACUCCUCCUAACCCAACUAAACUCCAAUUACGCCCCAACGCAGGCCUGUCGCCACAAGUUCCCUCAUUCUGA